UAUUCUCGCGCAGGCAUGUGCGAUCCUGAUGCUUGUACCUAGGUACAUAAUCCACUUAGUCGAUCGCGGCUGUUCUACAUGUAUCUAUGGUACAGUACCCGUGGUCGAUGCUUUCGUUCACACUGAACCGUUGUACUGCUUUUUUGUUCCUUUUUUCUCCCACCAAGCAAUUCCCGUCUUGAUCAAAUAAUCCAAUAAUCCAAUCCCACGAUCUUGACCUCCCAUAUCUACGCACCCGAGUCCCUUGCGGAGAGAUAAUUCUUCCAUCUCGGGUUGCAAUUUGAUAUUAUUUAAUUAUUCUUAUCACCUUAGCACGGUGAACUUGGAAGUAUUUUAACGUUGUCCGUUGAAAUAAGUCAUUGCGCAUGACGGCGGCAAACCUCGAAAACGUUCUUUUUUUCUUCGCCUCGUCCUCGUCCACUCCUUCCGGAAUAACCUCCUAUGACUCCUACUUCGGGACCCUCUACAAAGCGUAACUUCACCUCCCCUCUACCCUUUGGUCGAACCGGUCCCCUUCAAUCCGCCGAAGGAAGAGAUUUAGGUGUUGUAGUCCUCGUCGCCUUCGGUUGACUGGCUGGCUCGGAACAAGCUUCUGGGUCCGGUCAGCACUACGCGAGCGUAUGCCUCGCGCUUCAGCAUCGGCAAAGCGACAGCACGGUGCCUCGAAUAAUCGCGAUACUAGACACGAGAAUGGCCUGGUAGGUCCCGGGAAGCGCGUAUCGAAACAAAAGAGCCUCAACCACCUGAACGGAAAUGCGAAGCAGCCCUCCGACGAUGCUGCUAUCCCCCCUGUCCCCCCAACACCGCCACCCUCUGCGAACGGCUACUCCAAGCAACCGACCGAGAUGCCGGCAGAGAACAGGAUCACCGAGUCUCUGAGGAGAGGCUCGCUUGGUGGCUAUUCGGAGUCGUCGUCAUCCGAGUCUUACCACUCUCAUCUCGGCAAUGGCAUCCCCGAAGAUAACCAUCGUCGGAUCGACGUCAAUGCUACUAAGAACUCUAACGUCCACCGCGACCCCGGUCCACUUGGCGUCGACUUCGCUCUCACCGUCCUACGGUCAUGUCCUCUUCAAGAUACCAUCGCCAUUCUCAUCAUUCUAAUGCAGAUCCCCCCUCUUGCGCUAUCCGGUAUUUAUGUGCUUUUCACGCUGCUUACCUUCGUGACUAGCAACGGCCUGACCUUUAGCGACGUAUUUGAGUGGAACCUAGGUGCGCCCUCCCUGGCAACCGUCAUCUGCGUCGAUGGCAUCGUCCUUCUCAUCUGGUUAUUUCUAUGGGGCCCGAUUCAGCACGUCAUCCUCGACCUGGCGCAGAUGGUCAUUGCACUGGGAUUGGGUGGCGGAUCAAGUUCAAGAGAUGGAGGGUCUAUGAAGAACACUCUCAUCUGCCUAAGCAUGAUUCUUCUGUCUCACGUCUUGCGUCACACCAGAAUGAAAUAUUCCCCCAUAGGAUAUCUCCUAGGCUCUAGUCGCUUCAUGACCCCCGAUCUUGAUGACCCGCUGGAAUCCUUAGAGUCUAUACGUGGCUACGAUAGGGUUCAAACGGGUUGGUUCGGGUGGGUUAAGAGCAUACUGGCCAUUCAUAUCUUAACGCAGGGUCUCGUAAAAUACAUACGCGAUUGGUAUUUGAGGCGGGAAAGGCGUGAUAUUCUAGCUCAGAAUGCCGCCGACCCCGAGGCCGGAAAAACUUACACCGCGGAGAAUGACGGUGGAUUUUCGACGCCGGAUAGCGAUACUGCUUCCCUCCAAAACUCAACAGCGUUAACUACAAAAAAGAAAAGAAAACAAAGUGCCCAGAUUCGGAAUCGACAACCGCUCUGGGCAGCUUUAGCGAGCACAAAAAUUGUUGUCGUGAAAGAAUACGAACUUACUCAUGCCGCGGCGGAAUCCGCGGGUUCGAAUGCAACUGACAUUCAUAAUCUAGGUAACGCUCCAUUCAACACACAGCCUGACCAAAUUUGGAUCACCUACGUCGGAUGUGAUGAAGUAUGCUUCAAUACCAGCUACUUCAUUCAUACCCCGGAACCUACUGCCUCCCAGGACGGGACAAGGAUUGACUUUGCCAAACCUUUCUAUGUUCGGGUUAACAAUGCUGUCUGGCAGCCUACCAGGAUGGUGCCGGUGCAGGAUCCUGAAGGGGAUCUUAACCAUGGGACUCGAUGGAGCGGGGAUAUUUAUGGGCUUACUCCCAUGUCGAACUACGAAUGCGAAUUUGUUAGCACGACAACGCAUGAGGUCCUGUUUUCGACCAGCGUGAGAACUGCUCAAGCCAAGUCGGCAGACGUAGACGUCAGCGCUACGAAGCCACCGGGUCAACGAUCCCUUCGACCUGAUUCGCCCAUCACGACCCUCAAGACGUCGAUUGCAGCAGCUGAAAGCAAACUGGCUGAGGAAAAGGCCCGUCAGAAGGCGUUACGGAAGGAGUUUCAUCGGAAGGCGAAUGCUAUGAAGAAAGAGAAUGAAAAACUGUCUACCGCUGUUCAGUCAGCCGGCACGGGUGACGAUAAGCUACGCCAGAAAAUCCAGCAGAAUACUACGCAGCACAAGCAGGCAGAGCAAGCUAUCACUAACGUGGAAUCGGAAUUAAAGGAGCUCGAGUCCGUCCCUGAAUCUUUGAGGUCUGCCUGGAAAGCCAAGCAGGCUGCGUGGGCGAACGCGAAGGCCAAAUACGAUGGCGCCGUUACUGCAUUUAGGGGAUUCAAAUCGUCUGUCGAUCGCGGAAUUAAGGGUCUUCAAGAGGAAAAGGCGAGCCUCCAAGCCAGACGCAACAAGAUCAGCAACCGAAUCGCCAAGGUCGACGGUGAGCAUGCACGUAUCGCCGAUGCCAAUGCUCGUGGCCUUGAUGAAGCGGAGCGCAGACGGCAAGCCCGGGAGACGUACGAGAAUGACAUAGCCAAAGUUGAGUGCGAUUUGAUUGCCAAGAUCAACGAAGUCGAUCUUGCUAUUUACAACAAGGAGCAGGAAAACAUGGCACUCAAAACACAGCUAGACUCGUUCCAUACGCAGCAGCAAGCUGCGUAUGCUUAUGCGACCUACGAAUUUCCCGAUGCAACUGCCCCCUUCUCGUCUCCAGGCCCUGCACCUCCAGUCCAAGGACCCGCUACUAGCACGGCAACGUAUGAAGCGACGGCUGCUUGGAACAACCCUCUCUACAACCCGUCACUUUGGGGACCCUCCCCUCUUGCCCCCGGGUUCGUGCCGCAGGGAACUGCCACACCGAAUAUUCCGCAGCCCGGGACUAAGGCUAGAGGCCGCUCGUCGUCGAUGCUUAGUGAUGUGUCCGGUUUCACGCAGAGCAGCGCAGCCGAGGAUGAGGGAAAUAAUACCAUCCCUGCGUACUCGCACAUUCGAGAGGGGUCCGGGUUUUCAGAGUAUUCUAGUGCUCCUCUGGGCCUUGAAUAUCCUACACCUACCGGACCUCGAAGCGAUAUCAAUGGCGAGGCCGUGAGCGAUUGUAGUGGUAGUCCUAGCGGGGGUAGUGCCAGAACUGGCAGCGAUAGGGAUCCGAUGAGCCCGGCUUUUUAACGGGAUGGUUAGUUGAAUGCUUCAGUUUCGCUAGUGCUUAUUUAUCAGGGUCAAAAGUCGAGAGCCGUCUUUGAGGCUCUGCAACGAUGGGCGUU
Messenger RNA from Annulohypoxylon truncatum, 3619 nucleotides. RefSeq lists its product as uncharacterized. Bases 621 to 3524 code for a protein of 967 amino acids. NCBI's taxonomy places the organism in Eukaryota, Fungi, Ascomycota, Sordariomycetes, Xylariales, Hypoxylaceae. The record is from RefSeq and is a predicted model, not a curated record. The transcript has a single exon.